UUUUCGUGCGCUUAGUUCCGCGCCGGGUGUCAGAACAGUCGUAUCGACUCGAGUUCGCGCGCGCGCGCGCGUUUUCCAAAAAAUCCAAAAACACUCCACAGCCGCAUCUGUCCGGGUGAAAAAUCAAGAAACCGAGACGAGGCACGAGAACCGACCAGGGACUAAUGUUGUGGCGGGAAAGGCGGAUAAUUAUUCACUAAGAGUAAUAAACGUAUGACGAGUUCGCGCGCAAAAGUGCCGCUGCGAAAAGUGGGAAGAAGCAUCGGCGUCGGGCCUUCUGUGCGGAGGACUUUCGUUCCCUCGGAGACGGUGAUACUCGCGGACGGAGAGGGAAGCAGCAGGAAAAAGGAGAAAGUACAGACAGAGGCUAGCGAAAACCGAUCAAUCCGAUCUGCGUGUGCUGCCCUUUCCCAUCCAUCCACUCACCUAUUCGUUCGCCCGUUGAGCAAAACUCCACGAAUGCCACGAUGUGCUGUGUGUGUGAUGUACGGUGCAGUGAGUUGGUGCUAAUUUAGUGAUAACGAUAUUCCCUCCUCUGUCGUAUCUUACGUCCGCGUACGCGAACGAACUGGUCGCCACGUUAUCUCAUCCGGGGAUUGCUACCGGAGAUAAGGGCGGAGGCCAGGGAGAAGUUCCAUUAGUCUUGAGCAAAUCAGACCAGGAUUACCUAUGAUCCUGCUGGGCGCCGCGAGGAAGUCGGAAAAGGAAGAUAGGCGCUUUUGAGGAACCAAAAUGGCAGAAAGCGUGACUCCAAUCUGGAAUUCAAGACGAGUAGCAAUAACGAGCGCAAGAGCCUUAAAUUUUUGAGCGUUCCUAAUCUUCCUCCCUUCCUAAUCUCCCCGCGGCCUGCCAGCUGUUCUCUCUUUGCUCCGUUCCUCCUUCUCCAUCUUUUUCACCCUUCUUAUCCUCCACCCACGCCACCAUCGCUACUUCAUUCUACUUCGACGAGCGGUUGCGACGCACCGAGAUCUCGUCGGACACGAUGGACAUGAGCAGUGAGUCGAGCACCGCUAGGUGGUACGAGCCGCCUAGGUCGUCGCUGGAGCCGCCUUCGGGGGGCGCCGGGGUGGCCGGGGUGGUUGGCAACCCCAGCGACUACAGGGGUUACUACCCCCACGCCGGACCAACGGCGCACCACGCCACAUCCGCGGUCGCACACUACGCCCACACAAGGAUGUCCAGCAGCGGCGUAUCGAGCGGCCCGGUGAGCCAGGUCUGCCGGCCGCAUUUUCACAGCUCGGUUCUCCAUCCGUGGUUAUCCGGCAGCAGCGCGGACACCUCGAAGCCUUGGGGAUUUCCCGCAACGACGGCGACCACGGGCGGUGCCGUGAGCGACGAGAAGCCACAAAGUCCUUUGGGAUCCUCGUUGCCGCCCACCACCGGAAGUCUGUCGAGUCACGGUGGCGGCGGCGGCCAUCAUCUCUUCUCCUUUCCGCCAACGCCACCAAAGGAUGCUACACCCGACAGCAUAACCGCCAGCACGACGUCCAGUACGAACAACAAUAACUCGACGAGCGCCAACAACAACAAUAGUGGCAAUCCUCUCUCUGGACUGGGAGGUGGUAGCACCAGCGAGUACCAAGCGGCGGCGGUCGCGCACGCGGCGGUGAUGGGCGCAUUUAUGCACCACCAGGACGCACUGGGUACUUCCGGCGCGAGCUCGUGCGACAUCAAACCGAUGCUCGGCCAUCAUCACGGGGCGCCCUCGCCGCCGCACCAGCAGCACAAUGGCUCCAACAACGGCAGCAACGGUCCCGCUGGCACAAACGGCUCUUCCGCUGGCCAGGUGAAGCAGCGAGAAGAGGGUCGCGAGUGCGUAAAUUGCGGCGCCACAUCGACACCUCUCUGGAGACGAGAUGGCACCGGUCACUACCUCUGCAACGCCUGCGGGCUUUAUUACAAGAUGAACGGUCAGAACCGACCUCUCAUCAAGCCGAAACGACGCCUGUCGCUGCAGAGCGCGGCGAGACGAGCGGGCACCAGCUGCGCCAACUGCAAGACGGCCACCACGACCCUCUGGCGAAGGAACCAGGCUGGCGAGCCGGUCUGCAACGCUUGCGGACUCUACUACAAAUUGCACAAUGUGAACCGACCGCUGACGAUGAAGAAGGAGGGUAUUCAGACGAGAAACAGGAAGCUCUCGUCAAAGAGUAAGAAGAAGAAGACUGGCGGUUGCCUAGGCCUCGGUGUCAUGGGUGACAUGAUCAAGGCCAGUGGACAUCUCGAUCUCGAUAACAAGCCCUUCCACUCUGGAUUUGGGUCGCCAAUGGGUGCGUCGCAGCAUCAUCACACGAUGCAUCCGGCGAUGCAGCAUUACAUGUAUCACACGGGUGUCGGCGUGGCCGGAGGUCUUCAUCAGGGAUUUGCGCCACCGGCGCCGCCCCCCAUCCACCCGCACUCGCAUUCGCAUUCCCAUUCUCAUCACAUGACGAGUCUUCAGGGUCUACAGCUGGCUGCCACGACGAACGCAAUGACCGGCUGGCGAUCGGAGUACACAUGAAUUGUGAGUGGCUAGCAGCUCAGGACGCAGCCCACCACUGUCACGCUGUAAUGUAAAAAGAGAGAGAGAAAAAAAGGAAAAAAAGAAAAAAUUUACGCAAAAAGCUCCUCUUCUCUUCCUCGCACGCGGGCCUACUUCAAGGAGCACGAUCGAGUCACUGACGGCAUGAGAGUCCGUCUCUGGGAUACCGUGCCGGUAUCCCAGGACCUCGCGUCCUUGCGCACGGCUGCGAGAACGCGUUGUGGAUCUCCCUCUUAAGUGAAAGCUCGUUGUAAAUAUGUAAAGUUUCAGUAGGGCCAUCGAGCCCCGGCCCCAAGUACAAAGGAAAAAUCAGUUGCUGUAUUGAGACUUUAAUAUGAUACAUAGCAUGUAAAUAUAUAUUAUAUAGAUACAAGAAUUUAUAUGCGGUCGCGUGCGCGUGCGUGUGCGUGUGUGUUACGUCAAAAAAGGAAGAGCGAGAGAAAGCAAGAGAGAGAGAGAGAAUGAAGGAAUGAAUGUGAGUGCGCAUGUAAUGGUUUGUUUCAGAUAACUCCUGAAAGGAUUCUAGACGCGCGAUCGGAUCCUGGACCACUGUGCGGAAUGAUCGCAAAGCACCGCCUUUCGCGCGACAAAUCGCCGAUUCGCGCCUAGAAUCGCUUCCGAGGGAGAGCCGCGAGUGUGCAGAAAGCGCGCGAGUGAAAGAGUGCACGCGUGUGCAUGCCGGCAUGGAAAUCGACGGCGUUAUUGUGCAAUUUUGAGAAGCCGUAAUCGACGGGCGUUCGUAACUCGGUGCGGGAUCGUUUGGACGUUCCGCGGAAAUUCUCGCCGUCGGUCGCGUCAGCGAGUUUCACGGUAGCAACGUUGGAACUCGCCUCGAGUACCUCAUUGUCUGGUUGAGCUUGAACGAACGGCAGCGACCAGUCAAAACGGAAACUCGCCAGACAUUUCACGUCGCAUUAUAUUCUAUCUCUUUUAAAAGGCAAUAGUGUAUUCUUAUUGGAAACAACUAUCUUUGUUUGUCUACUAAAAUCGCUGAUAAAUAUUUACGAACCUCACUUUUUACUUGGGAGUGAAGCAAUAAUCGAGGCACUUCGAUCAGACGGCGAGACAUUUCUUUUUAGGAAAUAUUUACGAUACAGCCGGUCGCGCGUAAUUCGCUCCUUUCUUAAGAAAGGAUCGAGCUUCAUAAUUGGCUCCGGCGUACAAUUAAUUUCACAGGAAUUGAAAUAUUUUCUUUUUAUGAUGUUUCAAAGCGAAUUGAACCUUGAUCGCGGUUUCACGCUGGUAGUACCCGAGAUCAAGCUUUCUCAGAUUUUUUAACGAUUUUCGAGUGUAUCUUUAUCUCUUUAAAUGUUCACUUUCAGCGUCCAUUCGUCCAGCACCGUUCUGUGUGUCGUACUGGUUAGUGAUAAUCACGUAAGUGUAAUAAAAAACGAUUAAAAUUAAAUUCGUAAAUUAUAUACGAUGCCUUCGGCGAUCGCGCCUGCGAGUCCAGCGAUCGCGAUCGCCGAGUCGCACGAACAUUAGCUUCAUAAUUUAGUCACGGCAAAUCACACACAUCACACACGAUGAAAACUACGCAUACACACAACAUACACAUGUGGAACAGUUGCAGUCGAGGCAAGGAAUACAAAAAAACACGCGACUAAAGGCAAAAGUGUAAAUUUUGUAUCUUCAAGAUUGUGUAUCGUUAUUGUAAUAAUAAUAGUAUAUAUAUGCAAAAAUGAGCAAAAUAAAAUAUAUAUAUAUAUAUAUUAUAAAAAAAUAUAUAUUCCCCGAAUAUGUGCGGCGAGUGACCGUCGCGCGCGUUAAGUGAUUGUGUAUAAUUAGCGACUAAUAAACGCGCAUCUCAUAAACAAUCGUGCAUAUAGAUAGUCAGCAGGAUGUAAUUGACGACUCAUCGGCGAGCGAGCACGAGAGAUCGAACACGGGGACGAGGCACCGGCCGAUCGUUAGUAUUGUCAUUAUCGUUAUCGAUCACAUCGUCGAUUGAUUGUCCAUUGAUUGAUUAAUCGUGAGAAGAGACUCACUCGCUUAAGUUCCGAACACAUUGUGAUUUUUCGAUUUAGAAGUUUUACCACUCGCGUAUGUUUUUCUGCGACUAAAUAGACGUACAUAGAUAAUACGAACGGGAGGAAGUGACAAGGGGUGAGGGGGAAGAGAAGAGAUAUUAAAAGGAGAUCGGGAGAGGGAUUUAGACGAACGAAGGACACUUGCGCUUUCAGAUAUCACGCGUUUUUUUUCCUUUCGCUGCGAGGACCUUCGUCCUUUCUUCGAAGGGAAUACACCUUGGUAGUUCAACGUGAAAGAGGAAGUGAGGGAGGAAGGGUGGGCGACGAGCGGCGGCAAUUUUUCAAAAGACUGAAAGAAGGAAACGCGAAAGUCGAGUAUCGAUGGUUACUUUUUUCGUGCGAGCCCCUCGCGCGUCCAAGUGGAAAGGACCGUGAGAGGAGGAGGAGAAGAAGGAGGAGGAGGAGGAGGAGGAGAGGAAGGAGGUAUCUAUUACUAGUAUUACUAGGGAGUAGCGUGUAGCCUGUGUAUAAAAAAUAUAUAUAUAUUAUGAUUUUUAAGGGUGGCCGAUCGCCCGCACGAAUCCGCGAGCGAAAUUAAAAGAGCGGGUGAGAUUAAGGGGCGCGGACGAGACGAGGACAAUUUUUCGAGGGGAAAGAAAAACGAAGCGAUUCUCUUGCACGCGAGAACGUGCGGCGAGAAUGUUUAUUGGAUGUAAAAAAGAAAAGUGACACACAUUGUAAGAUAUCAUUGUAAAAAGAGGUUUUAACUUAAAAUAAAUUAAAUGAUACAUUACACAUACACCGACCAAUCUUUAAUCGAAUAUUAUGUGAUUAUAGAUGUGCAUAUGUACAAUGUAUAGCGUUAUACUCUCUCCCAGCCUCUCGCUCUUUCAUUCCUGUCUUCUUUUCCUCCUUUCCUCUCUCUUUCUUGCUAUUACGCUAAAAACCGUCCGUCAGUUCUUCUAUCCUGCUGUCUUGAUUUAACACUCGAUUUAUUCUCGCAUCCGGUUGUUUUUCUCCCGAUUGGUAAUACCGUCGAUAACAACAUUGCGUUAUCACCGGAUAUCGGAGAUAAUGUAAAUUUUCUUUGACAGCUCGAAAUUACUACGCGACAACUCUCUUUUAAUAAAUCACGUGCGUUGUAUAACCGGUAUUACGGAAUUAUUAAUGAUUUUAUUCAGCUUAUCCUCCUCCUCACUCUCUCUCGCUCUCUCUCUCUCUGUCGUUCCUCUUGUCUCUCCUUCUUUCUCUCCAUCGUCGCGAGCGUGACGAUGUCGUAUCGUUAUCUCGGUCGAUGUCGCGACGCCAACACGCGGCUGCCACGAAUUGAAUUUCUUUUCGCUUCGAGCUCGCGCGAGAGACAGCCCGGCACCCUUAAUCAAUCACGCGUGCCGAUAAUAAUAUCGUUAUAGAAUUAUUAAUGAUUCCAUUUCGCUCGCAUUGCGGCGCCGUAAUGCCAUUAUCGGCGAUGUCGUGAGCGAAAUUCUUUCGCGUCCAGAAACAAUGCCAACGUCGUGUGAUAAAUCACACGCUACGACGGUAAUAUUGCUCGUGCGCGAUCGUUGACCAAAUUGUAUCGCAACGCCGAUCGACAAUGUACACAGACCGCAAAAGUCCCAUUAACAAUCGUUAGCAAAACUAUUAUACGAGUAAGAAUUGUGCAUUUUUAUCAUGACCAUUCACGAUUAAUUGCAAGCUUGACAGCGGCGUCAAAAUCUGUUUUAACAGUUGUAUUAAUUAUAAUAUCUUGCUUUAUUUUUCACUUCCAGACAUAUUUCUAAAUAUAUUUUAUAAAUAUUAUACUUUUCAUAUUUUUCAAUAUCAGGUAUUGAAGAUUUUAAAUUUCUCGACAAUGGAGAAUACAAUAUUAUUUCACUAAAAUAUUAAUCGAAAUCGCACUAUUAAUCUCAAAAAGAAAAUAUCUUUAUAAAGCAUUUUUUCUUCGUUUCAAACAUAUGUUUCAAUGAGAGGAUACGAAUCUCUCCUUCUGAAAGUUAAAGGAUUACUUUCUCGGUAAUAACAACGACCGUGUGACGGGGAACAAAGCCGGGGAUGGAGUCUAGAUCGAAGUCGAUUAGCUUCCCUUAUUAAUUAAAAGGCGUAACUUAAUUGAGUCUUAUCGGGUGGACGAGGUGUUUACAUGUAAAUCGAGGCAGCAACCGCGUACGAGAUAACGCCGUGAUCGCCGUGGCACGCAAAUAAAUCUCCCCCCGCGUACGAUAAUAUCGAUAGCCGCGCGCGACAACUUCGAUCAUGCUCGACGUGUUAAUGGGUCUGGAUAAUAAGAAAAAAGGCCAGCCAUUACGAGGCCUGUAAUAAAAAGACGGAACAGCGGAAGAGCAUCCAAUAACCAGUCCUUACGGGGAUCCGUUCUGCGAUCUGAUCAUAUCCGAUCAUAAUCGAUACAAUAAUCAGCGCACUCCGUCUCCCCGAUGUUUCUCUCUCUCUUUCUCUCUCCAUUCGAGAGAAGAUAUGGCUCUCUUCGCUCGGAAAAUUCGAUAAUAAAUUGUAACGAUACGUCAUCGUUGCGUAAUGACGGUGUAUGUUAACUCCUUACGGUCGAACUCUCUUUUCCCUCCCGUUAAAAUAGCAAUAUCUGAGAUAUUUCUCCUCUGAUGAACGAGUGUAAUAAUAAGUUGACAGAGAUAAUUCUUUUGCCGUACCGCACGGCGAGGGAAUUAUAUCCGCAAAGAUUUUAUACGACGCAACUUGCGAAGGUGAAACUGUAUAUCGAAGAGAUUUUCACACUGCGAGGUCCGAUAUAUCUUGCGAAAGAUUUAGGUGGUACCGAUAACUGUUAUUUUAUCUACAAGAGGUGUUAAAGCGCGAGUUGAUGCAGCACGCGGGGUUUCAAAGUGAAGGACGGUUAUCUCGUGCAACCAAUUAUAAAUUGUACCGUAACCGUUAACUACUGUGUAUUUACUUGAAAAUUUAUAAAUGUGUGAUACCUACUUAA
Messenger RNA from Ooceraea biroi (clonal raider ant), 7447 nucleotides. RefSeq names its product GATA-binding factor C. Lineage: Eukaryota; Metazoa; Arthropoda; Insecta; Hymenoptera; Formicidae. Gene Ontology annotation, molecular function: RNA polymerase II cis-regulatory region sequence-specific DNA binding; DNA-binding transcription factor activity, RNA polymerase II-specific; zinc ion binding. Gene Ontology annotation, cellular component: nucleus. The record is from RefSeq and is a predicted model, not a curated record. Gene Ontology annotation, biological process: negative regulation of transcription by RNA polymerase II; cell fate commitment; positive regulation of transcription by RNA polymerase II.